AUGCCUCUGAACCCUAUCAACGUCUCGGUAUCGACAGCUCCUCUGACACACACGCAUCCAUCGAGCUCUUUGCCCCUUUCCUACUCUACUGCCGACUCCAGCUUGCUUUCCGGCAACUCACUGCAGCCCGUGCAGGAGGUCGCGCCGAGUUCGCUGGUCGAUAGCGUCAACACUGUUGACCCACUCAAGCGUUCCUCUCUCUCUUCCUCCUCCAACACCAGCCUCGGCUUUACUACUUCUGCUCUCCAGCGUGCAGGCCUGCUUCCUGCCAGCCUUUCUUCCGGCGCCAUGACGACCACCGCUACGUCAGGCGCUUCUGCCGCCUCGGAAACCCUUCAACGGGUCAUGGGCCAUUCCGCUGCCCCAACCAAUGGCGCCUCUACUCCUGCUCAAGCCGGCCCAUUGACCCCUGCACAGCUUAAGAACAUGACCCCUGCCCAAGCCAACGCCGCUCUCCAAAAUCCAGUUGGAAAUGUCCCCACCGUCUACCUCGCCACCUACUCCAAUGUUCCCGUCUACGAGAUCACCGUCCGUGGAAUCGCCGUCAUGCGUCGACGAGGCGAUGGCUGGCUCAACGCGACCCAGAUCCUCAAGAUCGCUGGUAUCGAAAAGACUCGUCGAACAAAGAUCCUCGAAAAGAGUAUUCUCACUGGCGAACACGAAAAAAUUCAAGGUGGAUACGGCAAGUUCCAGGGUACUUGGAUCCCGUUGCAGCGCGCCCAAGAGGUUGCGGCCGAGUACAACGUUUCGCAUCUCUUGCAGCCCAUUCUGGAGUUCGACCCAGCUACGGCUGAUCAGAUCCCGAAGCUGUAUCAGAGGAAGAAGCCAGCUUCGUCGGCACGCAACUCGUCUGCGUCUGCGAUCAAUGAUGGCAGGGGCGCGACACCGAGUAAGAACUACUCGCCUGCUCCCUCCAGUGUUGGUGGGCCGAGUCAGCAGCCUAGGUUUUUGUCUUUGCGUCCGCCCAAGGAUGCUCAGCAGAGGGAGAUGUCCCCUGCGCUCUUUAUGCCUCCUGGGGCUAGUGGGCUGUUGGCAAGCUUUGCUGAUGGUGGUGUAGCUUCGGGUCCUCAGGCUAUUCCUCCUGGUUCUAGCCAGGCUGAGCAGGAGGCGCUGAGAAGCUACAACAUGUACGGAUACACGCCCAAGGGUGUUCCUCUUCCUUCCUCCUCUUCGGUGGGAGCUGAGAGUUCCGCUGCAGCCAACCCUACUGCCAUUGGCGACAAGCGCUCUGCUGGCGAGUCUGAGCAGGACGGUGCUUCCGCUGCUAAACGAUCGCGUCUUACAAGCCCGCAGCGAGAGUCGGGACUCCUGUUGGGCCCAUCGCCUGUCAAAGAUCUCAACGCUCUUGGCCCUGCAGGUGGAUCGUUGCGAGCUGCUUCUGCACCUCGUGGUCAUCGUAUGGCUGUUGGCCCUCCCGAUGCUGCCGGUCGUGACGGUACUGUUCCGCGCUACGCCGAUCGUGCUCUCCCUCCCAAGCCCUACGAUGAAGGCGAGAAGCGUAUGCGUGAUCACCUCGUCAGCCUCUUUGCUGAUGACAGCGUUUUGCAAGGCGUGUCUGAUGGCACCACCGCCUCACCCAACGCUGCCGCAUCCAAAUCCGCAUCCACAAAUGCAGAAGCUAAUGUCGAGGACGAAGAUGCCUAUGUCACCAAACUCGACAACCUCGUCUCUGAACUCCGCCAGAAAGCCAGCCUGGGCGGUCUCGGCGCCUCCUCCACCUCCGACGGUCCCAAAGCCACCGUAGAUCUCGUCACCGACGACCACGGUCACACAGCUCUCCACUGGGCUUCUGCCUUGUGCCGUCUAAAACUCGUCCGCACCCUUGUCGCUCGUCCUCCUUGGCAAGGUGGAGCCAACGUCCACGCCGGUAAUCACGCCGGUGAAACAGCUUUGCACCGUUCAGUCCUAGUCACCAACUCCUACGACGCUUCUUCCUUCCCCACCCUCCUCCACCUUUUGGCGCCUUCGUUGAACACGAGAGACUUCAAAAAGCGGACUGUGCUACACCACAUUGCCCUAGUAGCUGCGCUUAAAGGUCGUGCUGCCUCCGCGCGGUACUACUUGGCAUGUGUGCUGGAGCACAUUAGCGGGGAGAAGAGUAGUAAGUACAAAGGAUUGAUUGACGCACAGGAUGAAGAUGGAGAGACUGCGCUAGGGAUUGUUGCUAGGUUGGGGAAUGCGAGUAUGGUAAGGAUGUUGUUGGAUGUAGGGGCUAGGAAGGAUUUGCCCAAUGCGUUGGGGAUUAGACCUUCAGAUUGGGGGAUUGAGUCGGGUGCUGGUGAUUCGCAAGCUGAUGGAGGAUCGGUGGCUGGGGCUAGCACGAUUUCUUCCCUUCCUCCGCUCACCGCUGCGGAUCUGGCGAGUCAGAAUCCAUCCGAUAUCAUCUCUGCUCUCACCCGACCAGCUCAGGUACCAGUAAUGAAAAGUAGCGAUGUUCGAGAUCAACUCACCACUACUCUCGAUGAUCUUCAGUCGACUUUCGAGAGGGAGAUUAAGGAGAAGCAGGACGCGAUUAUCACGGUUCAGAGUCAUUUGCAGGCUGCGACGAGAGAUUUGGCUUCGAGAAGGAAGACUGUUUCCGCUGCCCAGGCUAAGCUGGCUGAGAAAGACGAGGCUAAGCAGCGAAUACAAAAUCUUCGUCGGGCCAUCGUUUCACAACUAGGUCUCGAAGAGAAUGAGGCGGAGAGUAGAAUCGAAACUCUCAUCUCCGAAUCUUCCUCCAAUAAGACAGCGGACGAUAUGGAGGUGGAUGAAGACGUUAAAGCCACCCCAAGCAUCAGCCCAGACGCUUUCACUUCCUCUCUCCUCAUCUCCACUGAGAUCGAUUCUCAAACAGAGGAGCUCGUACGACUUCGAUUCCUACUCUCUUUCUACACUUCACUCAACACCGACCUAUCCUCCACUAUCACUGCCCUGGAACAGAACGCAGCAACGAAGGAAUCGCAGUGUCAACAAGUAGUAGCCAUCUGCGCCAACGUUCCCCAAGACAAAGUCGAAGGAAUGCUAGACGAGCUCUUAACAGCGAUGGAAAGUGAUGGUCCAGAUGUUGAUCUGGCUAGGGUAGCAAACUUUAUGCAAAAAGUUGGCGGCACGGCAAAGGAUGGUGGUUCGAGUAGUAGUACUUGGCGUAGUACAAACGUUAGUGCUGAAACACAGGCAAGUAGUGUUGUUCCUCCCACGUCUGGUGGUGGGGAGAAGGGGAGGAAUGGUGAUGUAGCAUAA
Messenger RNA from Ustilago hordei, 3222 nucleotides. RefSeq lists its product as uncharacterized. The coding region runs from base 1 to 3222 and encodes 1073 amino acids. The transcript has a single exon. The record is from RefSeq and is a predicted model, not a curated record. Lineage: Eukaryota; Fungi; Basidiomycota; Ustilaginomycetes; Ustilaginales; Ustilaginaceae. Gene Ontology annotation, cellular component: SBF transcription complex; MBF transcription complex. Gene Ontology annotation, molecular function: DNA binding; transcription regulator activity; protein binding.